Gastrolobium bilobum is the source of this 1177-nucleotide messenger RNA. Its product is annotated as adenylyl-sulfate kinase 3-like. Gene Ontology annotation, biological process: sulfate assimilation. The transcript is spliced from 7 exons. The record is from RefSeq and is a predicted model, not a curated record. NCBI's taxonomy places the organism in Eukaryota, Viridiplantae, Streptophyta, Magnoliopsida, Fabales, Fabaceae. Bases 79 to 990 code for a protein of 303 amino acids. Gene Ontology annotation, molecular function: adenylylsulfate kinase activity; ATP binding.
CACCUCCUUCUCCCAUUCUCUUUCAAACACUAAUCAUAAUAUUGAUUUAACCAACUAAUUCCUCUUCGUCUGGCGGAGAUGAGCACCACCGUGCAAGCACUGCGUGCAUCGUGUAGUUGUGGAUUGUUCCUGAACGUCGAAUGUAGACAUUCGGCGCCAGAGAAGUUAGGGUUUGUGAAGUUCUGCGGGAUCAAUGCCGUUGGAUUAGGCCGAAGUUGUAAGAGCUUGUUGAAGCCGAUUAUGGCGAAGGAGGACCGUGGCGCCUCUCCUACCGAUGACGCUAGUCCUAUAUGUCAGGGGCUUUCUGUGAAUAAGCCUUUUACUGAUUAUUGUGCUGCAUUUUCCGGCAAAAAUAUCUGCGAGGUGUCAAAUAUUGGGAAAUCGACGAACAUUUUGUGGCAUGAAUGUCCAAUCCAGAAACUUGAUAGACAGCAACUACUUCAGCAAAAAGGUUGUGUCAUUUGGUUAACUGGUCUCAGUGGUUCAGGAAAGAGCACUCUGGCAUGUGCUUUGAGUCGAAGCUUGCACCGCAGAGGAAAGCUAACUUACAUCCUUGAUGGUGACAAUAUUCGGCAUGGUCUAAACCGUGAUCUUAGUUUUAAAGCAGAAGAUCGUUCAGAGAACAUACGAAGGAUUGGUGAAGUAGCAAAACUCUUGGCAGAUGCAGGUGUUAUUUGCAUCACUAGUUUAAUAUCACCCUACCGUAAGGAUAGGGAUGCUUGCCGAGCUCUGCUGCCAGAAGGAGAUUUUAUCGAGCAGGUUUUCAUAGACGUGCCACUAGACUUAUGUGAAGCAAGGGACCCAAAGGGACUCUACAAGCUUGCUCGAGCCGGAAAGAUCAAAGGUUUCACAGGCGUAGAUGAUCCAUAUGAACCACCAUGUAGUUGUGAGAUAGUAUUACAGCAAAAAGUAAGUGAUUGUAUGUCUCCAAGUGACACCGCAGAAAUAGUGAUAUCCUACUUGGAGAAGAAUGGAUACCUGCGGGCCUGACCUUGCUUGAACGGGUCCUUGCUUUCUUGUUUGUUGUUGGUAUAUUGUAUAUAACAGUCUGAGGCACAUAAAGAACUGCUGCUUCCAGCAGCGAGGAAAUCAUUGUAUCCUAUGCAUCUGCUUCAAUCUAGUAGCAAGGCAUAUAAAAAAUUGCUCGUUACAGCCACACUGUAUUUACGACUUAAUU